Molecule: messenger RNA, 9253 nt
Organism: Corythoichthys intestinalis (scribbled pipefish)
Lineage: Eukaryota; Metazoa; Chordata; Actinopteri; Syngnathiformes; Syngnathidae
Gene: trpv4
Product: transient receptor potential cation channel, subfamily V, member 4
Exons: 16
Coding region: 5372-7978 (868 amino acids)
Biological process (GO): actin filament organization; calcium ion import across plasma membrane; osmosensory signaling pathway
Cellular component (GO): cilium; plasma membrane
Molecular function (GO): protein binding; calcium channel activity
Source: RefSeq, a predicted model, not a curated record
UAUUAUAUGUAGUAUAUGUAUGAGUGUAUGUAUGUACGUAUUUUGGAUGAUGUUCUCGAAAUUUUAUGGCUCUUUCCUUGAAGCACUAAUGGAAGUAAAGCAUUACUUGUCAAAGGCCAGUUUGGGUUACUGUAAUUGUAAUUUGUGUGUAUAGUACAACCAUAGGGAAAAAAAAGAAGAAAAAAUCACGAGGUCCCACCACUUCAAUGCUACAGUUUGAAACUACAAUUUCAGGGCCACUAUUUAAAAUCGAUAUCACUUUCUAAGGGGCGCAACAACCCAUUCUUUUCAGGGUGCCCCCCCCCGUCCUAACUGGUGUUCUGCCUAAAUGUCUACAUCGGCGAAAUACAGUGGCGCCACCAGGGGGUGGCCACGGCCACCCCGAUAAAUUGCUUGGCCACCCCACUGGCCACCCCGCUUGCCAGUAUAUCGUUAGAUUGUUGUAGCAUCAGUUAUGCAUUUCAUCCCAAAUGAAUGCAUUUGUUUUGUUUAGUUAAAUGUCGGGCUGUCAAAUUUAUCGCUUUAACGGGCGGUAAUUAAUUUUUAAAAAUUAAUCACGCGAAAAUAUUUAUCGCAAUUAACGCAUUAGCAGUACGACUCAUUCACGCAUUGCCGCAAACAGCCUACAAUGGCGCUGUUUUACUUAUAUACAGAGUUAGAGGCAGAGUGGAGUAGAUACAAGCAUUCAUUGGGGGCAUGCUUUUAAUUGGCAAAAGCUUUGUCAUCUCUCCCACAGCAACUAUAAAUAUUGUGGGAAGCAACGUGGAGAAGAAUGACAGGAGUUGAUUUUUUUCUUAACACCCUGUAAUGUACCCAACGCAGAGAAGAUAUAGCAUUUGCAGCCACCACACACAGUCAUGGUUGCACCACUUCCCAUCAUGCAUUUGGGAAGAACAGUUAAGUCGCUACAGUAUCAUUUACUGAAAGCUCAACAAAUACACUAGAUGGCAAUAUUUAGUCGCAAUAUACAAACUCACAUUUAUCCUUUAAGAAUUACAAGUCUUUCUAUCCGUCGAUCCCUUUCACAGAAAGUAUGUUCAUAAAGUUAAUGCCAUCUUGUGGAUUUAUUGUUAUAAUAAACAAAUACAGUACUUAUGUACAGUAUGUUGAAUGAAUAUAUCCGUCAUGUCUUAUCUUUCCAUUCCAACAAUAAUUUACAGAAAAAUAUGGCAUAUUUUAGAGAUGGUUUGAACUGCGAUUAAUUAUGAUUAAUUCAUUUUUAAGCUGUGAUUAAAUGGAUUAAAAAUUUUAAUCAUUUGACAGCCCUAGUUAAAUGUAUACCUUAUGCCUAAUAUAUAGACCUUACUCACCUACGUCACAAAAUGACGUGUCGCUGUAUCCGGCCGCCAUAUUGUCUGUCAUUUUUAGCCCUAUUCUCAAUGGUUUCAAUUAGUCGUGCAAUUUAUAGAGCAAUUCAUGGAAGCCCUGGUGUAAUCUGACGCUGUAAACUCAUUGGAUGCGUUGCAUAAAAGGCGUUAUGUGGAAAAGCUUCAGUUUAUCCAUUCGCCAGAUCCAUAUUUGAUGCCUAAAUCGAUGUUUUUCGACCCGCUGUCUUCGCCGUCUCUGCCUGACAUCUGCUACCCUGAUAUUUACAACUAUCUUGUCCACACAAAAUCAGCCUAUUCUCACGAAAGUUUGAAAAACUUUAAGAGCUUGGAGGCUUACAAAUACUUCGUUGCCGGUUGGGUGAAACAGGUCCUCGUCCACGAAAAUUCGGCAGGAAUCUAUCUUGUGCUCGGGAAGGUGAGUUACGAUAUUUUCAAUUCAAAAUCUUUUGUUCUUGCUAACAUCCACUGUCAAGUCUAAUGUAUUUCAUGUCAUUUGUCAAUGGAGCUAGGGCUUUUAAUGUUUAUAUGGUUUAGCGAUAGCACUCUCACUACAUACAUAUAUAAUAUGUAAUAAAUAUGAAGUGCGAUAGCACUACUCCAGAUUGUCCCUAGUUGAAUUAUUUUUUUGGCUUUUGACCUCAAUAGUGAAAUUGUAAAUUAAUUGCAUGAUAACAGUCUUAUUAUCCCUUAUAAUUAUAUAUUUUCAGGUAGUUCAUUCACAACGUCUGAGUGUAUGUUGUCGGCGAUUAGCCUACCAAUGAUCUUAAUUGUGGUUGUCAGAGCAAAACCCUCUAAAUAUAUAUUAAAUGCAUCUUACUAGAUAUAAAAUGACUACUACAUAAUCUGUGGUAAUUGUUUGGAGCCCAGUUUUCUCGUCGAAUUGCAGCAGCCCAUCUCGCUCUCCUCUCCGGGUCUCUCGGAAUCCGGUAGAACUUCAAGUCUCUCCGUCUAUCUUCUCUGUUAUUGCAACCGACCGCCACACACGACUUCACCAUUUUGAUUACUAAUAUUAACGAGCAGAAAAACACGCCAUAAUAGGAGGAAUUUACGUAGCGGUAAUGCAUCAAUAGUGACAAGUUGACGGACAAUAUGGCGCGGGGGCAUGAUUGUGACGUCAUGUGAGUAGGGUCUAUAUCAGUAGUUGUGUUCUUAAGUCUUUCUGAUGGUUUUCCCCUGACCUUUUUACUGCACUAAUAUAAUGAAAACCUGAAAUUAUGCCUUUUAGUUUUGGUGUGCCACCCCAAGAUUUUAAGUGGUCCCAUCUGGCCACUCCUAUGAAAAAUUUCUGGAGGCACCACUGGCGAAAUGUCCUACAUGAGGCGUAUUUGACGCCCAAAGUGCUACCGUGCGCUCUCAAUUUGUUUUGUUUGGAUGCGUACAGGCAGAAUGCUAAAAUGCCUUAUGAAAAUACUUACAGUAAUUGUAGUUAUAUCAAAUAAGGAUGGUUUAAAGUGCGUACGACAGGAGAAAAAAAGUCUUAAAUAGGAUUAUUAUAUGAAUCAGAAUCAUAUUUUAAGACGAUUCGACUAUUUACAACAAUUUAGCAAAGCACAGAUGACGAGAAAUUAGCCGCCUACCAUUAAAGGACUCUUGAUUUCAUCUAAUUUAGUAUGCAGCCCAUUGAGGGGGAAUGAUUCAGAACGAGGAAAACACGACGAGGAGAGCCGCAAAAUACCAUUGUUUCAGUCUCUAAACUCCAGACAUGUUCAAAGUCCGGCCCGGGGGCCAAAUGUGGCCCGUGGUCAGAUUUCAUCCGGCCCCCAGCCUCUGUCAUAAAAACAAUAACGUCUGGCCCGCACACAGACUUCAUUAAUUGGUCAGCAGUACUGCUACAAGCAUAUGAAGUAGCUUACACACUAAAUGCUGCUCCUCAUUUACCCACUAAAAGGGAGCAGCACUCUAAGCAACAUUAUACAUGUGACCCUUUAUUCCCAAUUUUCUAAAAUGGCGACAAUCAACAACGAAAAAAGUUGACUGCAACGGCUGGCGCUUCAAGGAUAGGUGGAAACUGGACUAUUUUGUCACUAAAAUACGCAACGACUGUGUCUGCCUCAUUUGCAAAGAGACAGUCGCUGUUUUUAAAGAGUUCAAUAUGAGGCGAUAUUACCUAACAAGACACACUGACAUGUACGAUAAGAUUACAGGGUAGAUACGUAGAGAGAAAUUGAAGCAACUUGAAGCUAGUUUAAUUUCACAGCAGCAGUAUUUCGCAAGAGCCCAAGAGUCAAAAGAGAACGCCACAAAGGCUAGUUGCAAAAUUGUUGAAAUUAUAAAAAAAAAAAAAAAAAAAAGUAGCGCUGCAAUCGAUUAACUCGAGUAUUCGAUUAGAAAAAAAAUAUUCAAACUAAAUUUUGUUGCUACGAGUAUUCGUUUAAUUGAAGUGGCAUUGUAAUGGUUGAUUUUAAAAGUGUUUGCAUUUCAUUUUACUGAUGAGGGUGGAUACAAUGCCCACUGGUCUGCCUCUUUUCACAUGGCUGAAUCCAACUGCUCCCUGUUAAGACCAACAUAAGCUAAGUUUUUGUUUGAGCGAAUGUUUUUUUAAUGGUAAAUGGUGUUACACUUAUAUAGCGCUUUUCCACCUUUCAAGGCGCUCAAUGCAUUCUUAAUUUAGUUUGUAGGUAUAUUUAGCCGUUUUUUGUGGGAAUAUUGUCUGAACCACUUGUUAAGAGCAUUGUAAAAAAAAAAAGUUUAGCAUUUUAUAGCAUUUAAGCUAGCAGACUUUUUCUGUCCAAGUUAGCCAAUUGUUCUUAUGUCGUACACAGAUCCUCAUUUAAAAAAAGAUUCGUUUGAGGCUCAGCUCAGGUGUUUUAAUUUUUCAUGUUCCUUACCCGAUUACUCGAUUAUUCGAACAAACUAGUCCAUCCAUUAAUCGACUACUAAAAUAUUCGAGAGCUGCAGCCCUAUAACAAAGCAAAUGUGACUCACAGAACAGCUUGCUAAAAUUUGCUUAAAUAUAUUGUUCUAAGUAAAGGACGUCAGCCAAGGUUGUCCCGCCACAUUUUUACCACACCAAAUCUGGCCCUCUUUGCAAAAAGUUUGGACACCCCUGCUCUACUCCAAUAUUUUUAUAGGAUAUUCUUUUUAUCCAAGUAUUUUUUCCCCAAGAGCUAAAUAAAUGGCGUGGUCAUGACAAAUAACAGUCUUGUGCUAAAUGGAACAUGAAAUAAUAAAAAUGCAUUUAUUCAGGACGACAUGGCAAAAUUACUCCAUAAUGGUCAAAACUUUCGACUUCACCCUUACUGUCACAUCUCCCGAAUUAUACUUUAUGCCACCUAAAUCGGGUUUAUGUCAUUUCUCUUCUCCAGCUUCGGAGAAUGUGAACAAACCAAGAGGCGUGAGAGCUAGCCGACAUGCUAUCCCGAACCGAGUGAUGUUUCAAAAUCUUCGAAGCGGAAAAUCACACUAGAUUUGUCUGAGAGCCAGAUGCAGCCGUCAAAAGAGCCAUAUCUGGCUCGCCAGCCAUAGGUUCCCAACCCCUGAUCUAAUGUGAAGCGAAGUGAAACGGCAUGAUAAUCCAGUGUGUGAGUCAUGGCUCCCCAACUUGACAGAGCACAUACUUCUCAUGUGUUUGUCUUGUUCCCUUUCAGGCCUGAGAUAAGAUUGCAUUGACAUGAGCCAAUGCAGAUUUUAAGCGGAUGUUUUGAAGGCGACAAGUAUAAACGCUCGCAAUGAACGUAUCAGCUCUGUUUACGUACAUGUUCCCACAGUGACUGGGAAAUGAAAAACUACUUGCUGUUGAGGGCAAAUGCAUUCAAAAGUGCAGGUUGGAUGAUUCUGCCUGUUUGUUUCGCCAACAAAUGACAGGAAACCUUAGAGUCACCUUGUUGCUUUUGGCAUUGUUUUUGCUGUUUUCAAAAUUUCCUAACUUCAGACAGCAACACCUAUUCAUGUUGGUCAGUGUAUUCUUGCUGUGUAAACAAUGUAUAAUCAUACUAAUUGACCAUGCAUUAACUACUCUUUGUUGUUUUUAGGUUGAAUGCAUGCUUCAGCGUCAUUUCCACUCCACUUGAAAAAGAAUUUGGCACACUGUUGUGAUAAAAGGGAUGAAUGAGGGUCACUCUGCUACGACCCUCCUGAGAAGGUGCCACCUCGCCCUGUCCAAGCCCGACACCGACGCCCCUGUCCCGGCUCGCCAAUCUGUCGAUCCCGCUGAUGGCGACGUCUCACAGACUGAGAAUGAUGGGCAGUUCUUGUCGGAGUUCUCAGACUUGUUUGAGAGUCUGGACGGCUCGCCAUCUAAUCAGGACUCAAGGCAGGUCACAGCCCAGGAGCUGGUUCAGCCUGCUGAUGGGAGACAAAACCUGCGGAUGAAGUUCCAAGGCGCUUUCAAAAAGGGCAUUUCCAACCCAAUGGAUUUACUGGAAUCCACCAUAUACGAAUCAAGUGUGGUUCCAGGUCCAAAGAAAGCACCAAUGGAUUCCCUCUUUGAUUACGGCACCUACAGGAACAGUAACCAGAAACGACGCAGGAAGAAGCUACCAAGAGGUAAAACAGAGACAUCCAAUGAAGACGGUCCAAGUGAGGAUGCUCCAAAGGUUAUGAAAGUUUUCAACCGCUCUCUCCUCUUUGAAUGUGUGUCACGUGGCGAUCCCGAAGCCUUAGAGGGCCUGUUGGAGUACUUGCAAAGUAACGAGAAGAGGUUGACGGAUGAAGAGUUCAAAGAGCUGUCCACUGGUAAGACAUGUCUUCCUAAAGCCCUGUUGAACCUCUACAGUGGGCAGAACGACACCAUCCCACUGUUGGUGGACAUAGCAGAGAAGACAGGAAGCCUGAGAGAGUUUAUCAACACACCUUUUAGGGAUGUUUACUAUAGAGGCCAGACGGCACUCCACAUUGCCAUCGAGCGCCGCUGUAAACAGUACGUGGAACUAUUGGUGGAGAAAGGGGCUGAUGUUCACGCACAAGCCAGAGGACGCUUUUUCCAGCCCAGGGACGAGGGUGGCUACUUCUACUUUGGUGAGCUGCCUCUCUCACUGGCCGCGUGCACCAAUCAGCCAAACAUUGUGCAUUAUCUGACCGAGAAUCCUCACAAGAAGGCUGACCUGAGGCGCCAAGAUUCCCGUGGCAAUACGGUCCUGCACGCCCUGGUUCACAUUGCCGACAACACCAAAGACAACACCCGUUUCCUCACCAAGAUGGAUGACCUGAUUCUGAUCAAGAGCGCCAAACUUUACCCAGAUUGCAGCCUGGAGAGGGUGGUCAAUAACGAUGGGAUGUCACCUCUUAUGAUGGCAGCCAAACUCGGGAAGAUCGGGGUUUUUCAACAUAUCAUUCGACGUGAAAUCAAAGACGAGGACGUCCGUCAUCUGUCACGCAAGUUUAAAGACUGGGCUUAUGGACCAGUGUACUCAUCCUUGUAUGAUCUAUCUUCGUUGGACACCUGUGGAGGUGAACCUUCUGUGCUGGAGAUACUUGUUUACAACAGUCGCAGUGAGAUCCGUCAUGAGAUGCUGGCAGUGGAGCCCAUAAAUGAACUGCUGAGGGCUAAGUGGCAGAAAUUUGCAGCCGUGACCUUUUACAUCAAUGUAGUUUCCUACCUAUUCACCAUGAUCGUCUUUACCCUGGUGGCUAUUUAUCACCCGACACAAGGAACGCCCCCGUACCCUUAUACAACAUCCAGUGACUACUUGCGGAUGACAGGAGAGGUCAUCACAUUAGCAUCCGGAAUUUUCUUCCUCCUUACCAACAUUAAGGAUCUCUUCUUGAAGAAGUGCCCUGGGGUGAAGUCGUUAUUUAUUGAUGGAUCCUUUCAACUGCUGUAUUUCAUUUACUCGAUUCUGAUCAUAGUAACAGCCGCUCUGUACUUGUCUGGUAUUGAGGCUUAUGUGUCUGUGAUGGUUUUUGCUCUUGUCCUGGGAUGGAUGAACACACUUUACUUCACCAGAGGCCUCAAGCUCACUGGUACCUACAGCAUCAUGAUACAGAAGAUUCUGUUCAAAGAUCUGUUCAGGUUUCUACUGGUGUAUGUCCUUUUCAUGAUUGGCUACGCUUCAGCCCUGGUAUCCCUCCUCACUGUGUGCCCUCCCCCUGGCACGGACUGUGACGAUGGCUGCCCGACGUACCCAAAGUGCAGGGACCCUGACACCUUCAGUACUUUCUUACUGGACCUCUUCAAACUGACCAUCGGGAUGGGAGAGCUGGACAUGAUCCACAGUGCUCAAUACCCGGCAGUUUUCCUCAUUUUAUUAGUGACCUACAUCAUCCUCACCUUUGUGCUGCUGCUCAACAUGUUGAUCGCCUUGAUGGGGGAGACGGUUGGCCAGGUGUCAAAGGAGAGCAAAAAGAUUUGGAAGCUGCAGUGGGCAACAACCAUCUUGGACAUCGAACGCUCAUUUCCAGUUUGCAUUCGCAAGUCAUUUCGAGUUGGUGAGAUGGUGACUGUUGGGAAGAACUGGGAUGGAACGCCUGACCGACGAUGGUGCUUCAGAGUGGAUGAGGUGAACUGGUGCCACUGGAAUCAAAACCUGGCAAUAAUCAAUGAGGACCCAGGCAAGAAUGAGACCUGUCAAGCCAAUGGUCUUCAGCAAAGUGUCCGAGGCUUGAGGAGGGACCGCUGGUCCACUGUUGUUCCACGGGCAGUGGAGUUAAGUCGGGGUCCUCGGCCUCGUGAUCUUGUCAUAGAAAUGGAACCCCUCACAUCCCGUCACUGAAGAAAUAUUGCUGUGAUUCAAUAGUAAGACAGCAGAUCACUCAGCUCAGUCAAGAAAUGGCACAAUCUGCAGAUACUUGCCAUUUAAUCAUGGGACCUAAGCAGAAAUAUUAUUUCUUGAUGAUCAAUGGGUUUGUAAAGAGCCUUCAUAAACUUGAGACUCGAUGUGGAACAUGUAUUACCUAUUGCUGCAUUUUACUCAGGGAUUUCAGGCAUAGUAUUCCUAUAUUGAGUCAUGAUUUAUCCUACACAGAAUCAUAAUUAGUGGAUCAUUGCACUAAGAGUGCAAACAUUGUUUUAAAAAGUAUAAAUUAACUAUCUCACUGGAAGAAAAAUACAGCAAUAAAUAUUUAUAAACAUCUAGGUAGGAUUGUUUUUUUUAUGUAUGUAGAUGAUGUAACCAUAGUGUCUAUAUGCUGGUUGUAGUGUAUUUCCAUAUGGCAUUAACUAAUUUGUUUUCAAACUUGUCUCAAGCUUUAGCUGCCAGCUUAGUCAGGCAGUUUAUAAUGGAAGCAAACAAUGCACUGUGCUUAUUUUUAUUAUGCGCAUUAUUGUGGCAAAACACAGACAUUGUUCGACAAAAAUGGGCCUGAUGAGCAAGGUUACAGUUGUCAAGCAAGUACUAGACAAUAGCCUCCCGUGUUGUGGUUUGUCUUUGAAUUUCCAGAGUUAUUGUUCCUCGUCUGUGGGAAAUUUCCAUAAUCGACACGGAGGUCUUACUUCUAUUUACUACAGUAUAUUCAGUGCAUUUGGCUCCUUGCCCUAUACAAGGUCUUGGUUUUCUGCUUCCUAAUUAUGUCUACGCUACAUGUAUGCGUGGCCAUGUUUGAUUUACCAUGCUUUUAUUUGAACACUUAUUCUUACGCUUAUUACCUGAAGGUCACAGGUAGUCACAUUCCACUGUUUACAUUCCUGUUUCAAAUAUUUUAUAAAGUUGACAGUUGGUUGCAAAUAAUAAACAGAGGUUUGUUCUUUCUUGUCCAACUGUAUGUCAAUCACACAGUUUGUAGUGGAUGCUUUUUAGUAUGGUUUAAGACAGUAGAAUAUGUUCUCCGAGAAAUAUGACAAAUGUUGGUGGUUUGCAUGUCUGCCUCACAGUUUAGAUGCUAAGUGUUCGAAUUGAAGCUUGUUCCUGUACUUGUGUGAUUCUUUUUAUCCAUUACACAAACAUACGUAUAAUGGGACUUGACUUAACUAACUUCAGCAGGGCCGAAACCAAAAGUGGUUUUUGCCAUGUGGCGUUUUUUUUUUGCCAUGUGGGAAAAAUUUUUUGCAA